Enterospora canceri is the source of this 411-nucleotide messenger RNA. The record is from the annotation of a GenBank genome assembly. Lineage: Eukaryota; Fungi; Microsporidia; Enterocytozoonidae.
AUGAUCAGAAUUGCAACUGCUCAUGCCAAGCUGAGAUUGAGUGAACAGGUGGAUGAGGUGGAUGCAAAUGACACAGUUCAGAUGAUACGAAGCCAUUUGAUUGAGAAGAUUGUGAAACGAGAGGUGAAAGUGAUCAGAAAGGAGACUAAAGUUGUUGAAAUAGAAAAGAAGGUUGGGGAGGCUGAGAAAGAGAGCAGCGAGGAGACUACAGUUGAUGAGGAAACUAAGCUGAAUGUCAUGGAGAAGAUUUGGAUGUGGCGAGAUUCAAAUAAAGGAGAAUCGAGUGUAUUGGUAGAGCAACUGGCUUCAGAAAUCAAGGCUGAUUCAAAAGUAGUAAGGCAAGUUGCAUUGGAGUUAGCUGAUUCUGAUGCAAUAAUGCUGGAAAAGGGAACAAUUUAUUUCUUAGACUAA